This is a messenger RNA of Pipistrellus kuhlii (Kuhl's pipistrelle), 2358 nucleotides long. RefSeq names its product ganglioside induced differentiation associated protein 1 like 1 (gene GDAP1L1). The coding region runs from base 158 to 1261 and encodes 367 amino acids. The transcript has 6 exons. Lineage: Eukaryota; Metazoa; Chordata; Mammalia; Chiroptera; Vespertilionidae. The record is from RefSeq and is a predicted model, not a curated record.
UCCCCCACCGCCCGGUGAGUGAUGACAUUCACGGAGAGGGAGGGAGGGAGGGAGGGAGAUAAAGAGAGGGGCCGGCUCCACGAGGCCAUGUGAUGCUGAGCGAGAGAGAGCCGCGCCGCCGGAGCCUCCUUCCUUCCUCCCUCGGAUCCCGGCUGUCAUGGCGACCCCCAACAACCUGACCCCCACCAACUGCAGCUGGUGGCCCAUCUCGGCGCUGGAGAGCGAUGCGGCCAAGCCUACGGAGGCCCCCGACGCUCCCCAAGCGGCCAGCCCCGCCCAUUGGCCCAAGGAGAGCCUGGUACUGUACCACUGGACCCAGUCCUUCAGCUCCCAGAAGGUGCGGCUGGUGAUUGCAGAGAAGGGCCUGGCAUGUGAGGAGCGGGACGUGAGCCUGCCACAGAGCGAGCACAAGGAGCCCUGGUUCAUGCGGCUCAACCUGGGUGAGGAGGUGCCCGUCAUCAUCCAUCGUGACAACAUCAUCAGUGACUACGACCAGAUCAUCGACUACGUGGAGCGCACCUUCACAGGAGAGCACGUGGUAGCCCUGAUACCCGAGGCGGGCAGCCCACAGCAUGCACGGGUGCUGCAGUACCGCGAGCUGCUGGACUCACUGCCCAUGGAUGCCUACACACACGGCUGCAUCCUGCACCCCGAGCUCACCACCGACUCCAUGAUCCCCAAGUACGCUACGGCUGAGAUCCGCAGACAUUUAGCCAACGCCACCACGGACCUCAUGAAAUUGGACCAUGAAGAGGAGCCCCAGCUCUCUGAGCCCUAUCUUUCUAAACAGAAGAAGCUCAUGGCCAAGAUCCUGGAGCAUGAUGAUGUGAAUUACCUGAAGAAGAUCCUUGGGGAGCUGGCCAUGGUGCUGGACCAGAUAGAAGCCGAGCUGGAGAAGAGGAAAAUUGAGAAUGAAGGACAGAAAUGUGAGCUGUGGCUCUGCGGCUGUGCCUUCACUCUCGCCGACGUCCUUCUGGGAGCCACCCUGCACCGCCUCAAGUUCCUGGGACUGUCCAAGAAAUACUGGGAGGACGGCAGCCGGCCCAACCUGCAGUCCUUCUUUGAGAGGGUCCAGAAGCGCUUUGCCUUCCGGAAAGUUCUCGGCGACAUCCAUACCACUCUGCUCUCGGCUGUCAUCCCCAAUGCAUUCCGGCUGGUCAAGCGGAAACCGCCAUCUUUCUUUGGGGCCUCCUUCCUCAUGGGCUCCCUGGGCGGGAUGGGCUAUUUUGCCUACUGGUACCUCAAGAAAAAAUACAUCUAGAGCUGAGCCAGGCCUGGGCUUGGUGUCUGACUCUCAGUGUCUCUGUGCUGUGUGAUCCCCAGUGAGCUCUCAAUAAUGCACUGUCUCACGAACACUUGGACAGCCCCUUCCCCACCCCUUGUUCGGAGUAACUCUAUUGUUAAUGUGAAAACAUUCCAUAGUUUAGAAGUAGACGUUGCCAAUGCCGUGAGUUGAAGCCAUGGCACUACUAAUGGAGAGAAAGAGUGAGAGAGAGAGAGAGAGAACAGAAACAAAGCACGAAUGCCUUUUCUUUUGAUUCAAGGUCUCAAGAUGGAACUGUGGGGACUGGUUAGGAUCUGAGGUGAGUCCCAGGCCAUUUCACCCAUCAGAGCCCAGAUUCUGGGAGGUGCUGGGGGCUCAGAGGGCCUGACCCCUCGCCUCCCCUUCCCUCUUGCCCAGGGAACUUUCCACAGGACAAAGCCAACAUCAAGACUCAACUCUUCUAAGUGGUACCUCUGGGUGGGGCUAGAGACCCGGAGACUCCGUGGGGAGGCCCGUGAAGAUCGGAAGGGACUUCAUUCUUCUCCUGGACAUGGACUGAGACAGCAGUGGCUUAAGCCAAGGCAGUGGCACCCAACCACCAAACCAGGACUGGGACGGACACCAUGAGCACACCCUCAUUCCCCUCCUGCUGUGGCCAGUGAGUUUGAUUUGGCACUUUACCAGUAAUCCCUGAAGGCAGCAUCCACCAUCCUCUUCCCACCUGGAGUUGAUUUUUCCCACCAUGUGAGGUGGGCUUUCAGCAAAAGCCAUGUUCACUUAUCUUAGAAGGUCAGUCCGGCCUGAGUGCAGGGAUGGGUCUGGAGGUUGAUGAACCUCAAGUCCCUCUCCUAGCCUCUGCCAAAGCCAUCUCCUUUAAUGCCCACCUGUCCCAUCACUGGUGAGGUGCCUCACAUGCCCCACCAUGCCACACAGGGGGACCUCCUCACCUACGCUGCCCACCCUGGUCCUGUCUCACUUUCCUGUGCCUUUUGCAUGUUGGGAGAAGGUCCGAGUGUCACUGCCUUUCAUGCUUAGAAACCACUGAAAGCCCCCAAUAAAGCAUCCAGGAGAAGCAGUUGCUUUUCAUUUGUAAA